Messenger RNA from Macrosteles quadrilineatus (aster leafhopper), 4746 nucleotides. RefSeq names its product engulfment and cell motility protein 1 (gene Ced-12). Gene Ontology annotation, cellular component: plasma membrane. The coding region runs from base 234 to 2429 and encodes 731 amino acids. The transcript is spliced from 8 exons. The record is from RefSeq and is a predicted model, not a curated record. Gene Ontology annotation, biological process: actin filament organization; cell motility. Lineage: Eukaryota; Metazoa; Arthropoda; Insecta; Hemiptera; Cicadellidae.
UCAAAAUGUUAAGGUUGUGUGCUGUGUUAGUGUUUGUUUGGUAAAUUUUAUUUUGUGAUAUUACAACUAUACAACGAUGAAAAUAACAUUAUGAAAUAAUUAGUGUUGCUCACCACGCUUAUUCAUAAACUGUGUAAAUCUUACGAUCAACCAUUUUCCUUAAAAAUUGUAUUGAAUCAUAAGCUACAAUUGUUAUCUUUUGCAGCUAGGCCUAGUUAAAACAAAUCACCAACAUGAAUACUAAAGUGUUUAAAACUCAAAUUCCUACAACAACAGACUCUAAUAUAGUUAAAAUUGCUGUUGAAAUGGCUGAUCAGAACCCACAAUUAAAGGGAUUCAACCAAACUCAACCUUUAUCGGCUAUAAUUCAAGAUCUGUGCAAUGGCUGGAAUCUCUCUGACUCAGAACAGUACGCUCUCCAGUUUUCUGAGCCUAACAAUUCAAACUAUGUUACUGAGAAAAACCGAAAUGAAGUGAAAAAUGGGUCUGUUCUAAGAUUAGCUCAUUCUCCAUCAAAAACAGCUCAUGAUAUUUUACAGAAACUGAACACUGGAAGUAACGAUGAGAAAGUUUCUGCUCUACAAAAAUUGGCAAGUUUGAGCACAGACAUAACAUUUGCAUUAGAGUUCAUCAAUAAACAAGGAUUGGGAUUUAUAAUUCAACUUAUUGAAAACGGCAAGUGUGUUGGCGGUAUGCUUGCUUAUUCCCUGCUAUCUUUUGUUGAGUUGAUGGAGCAUGGCAUUGUAUCUUGGGAUAUUCUCGAGGUUCCAUUUAUCAACACUGUUGCCAGUUAUGUAAAUAACCAGUCAAGUACAGCACAAGAUGCUAAAGUAGUCCAGGCCUCCCUUUCUAUUUUAGAGAACAUUGUCCUUAACAGCUCCGGAAAAUAUGGCCAAGUUGAAAAGGAAGUCACAUUUCCAAACCUAGUCAUGCACCUUCAAAGUCAAAACCAAGCAAUUCAACUAAAUGCGAUUGCAUUAAUAAAUGCUCUAUUCUUAAAAGCAGAUCCUGCCAAGAGAAAAGCUAUUUCUGGAACUUUGUCUUCCAAACAAGUUCGAAAUGUCAUAUGGAGUAAUAUCAUUCAAUCUUCCUCAGGGCAGGUUGGAACAGAAAUGGCUCACCAGCUGUAUGUCCUUCAAACAUUGUCUUUGGGGCUCUUAGAGCAAAGGAUGAAUACAAAAAUGGACCCUCAGGACCAAGACGCUCAUGACAAAAUCAAGGAGCUACGUCGCAUAGCGUUUGACUCUGACGGGGCCAAUGCAACAGACGGGGGCGCUCGACGGCAACACGGAGGUUUUGCUAAGGAUUACAAGAAACUGGGCUUCAAGUGUGAUAUCAACCCAGCGCUGGACUUUACCGAGGCCCCGCCUGGCAUGCUGGCACUGGAUUGUAUGAUAUACUUUGCCCGCAGCCACACAGAGAGUUACACCAAGGUAGUGUUAGAGAACUCUUGUCGGGCGGAUGAGCAUGAGUGCCCGUUUGGCCGGACGAGCAUUGAGUUGGUGAAGCUGCUCUGUGAGAUCCUGCACAUAGGGGAGCCUCCAAGUGAACAAGGACAGAAUUAUCAUCCGAUGUUCUUCACCCACGAUCGCCCCUUUGAGGAGUUCUUCUGCAUCUGCAUAGUGCUACUGAACAAGACGUGGAAAGAGAUGAGGGCUACUACUGAGGACUUUAUCAAGGUUUUCAGCGUGGUAAAAGAGCAGAUCACGAGAGCGUUGGCCGCUCAGCCCGUGGAACUUUCCAUGUUCAAAGCACGGCUACAGCUGCUGACGUACGCAGAGAUCACCAACCUGUGGCAGCAAGAACGAACGUCGCGCGAGGAGUGGGAGAGUCAUGCGCGACCUGUCACGCAGCUCAAGGAGAUGAUCACGCCAGAGAUUAUGGAACUGAUACAACAACAGCGUCUCGGCUUCCUGGUGGAGGGAACGAGGUUUACCAAGUACUCCAAUAGAGGGCAGAGGAUAAAAGACAAGUUCUGGUAUGUGCGACUGUCACCAAACCACAAGGUGUUUCACUACGGCGACUGUGAUGAGAAGUCUCAACCUUCACUGGAGGAGUUGCCCAACAAACUGGCAGUGGUUGACAUCAAGGCUCUGGUCACAGGCAAAGAGUGCCCUCACAUGAAGGAUGUCAGAGGCCGGAAGACCACUUAUCAUCUAGCAUUCUCACUAACCUUGGACUCUGUGGAUGUCACUUCUCUGGAUUUUGUAGCCCCAGAUGAAGAAGUGUUUGACUAUUGGACUGACGGAAUCAACGCUCUGUUAGGCAACAAGAUGACAAGUAAGGAGACGGAGAACGACCUUGGGAUCCUCUUAUCUAUGGAGAUCAAACUGCGACUGUUGGACGCUGAAGGGGUCGAUAUUCCACAAGAGCCACCUCCAAUACCUGACGACCCUCCCAACUACGACUUUUGCUACGAGCUCAAAUAACCUAGUCAUUAAGAUAAGUAGUGAUAAGGCCUGAAUAGUGAUGACGAGGGGACCCGUUUGCUAAUUGCGCAUUUUAAUAAGUUUCUAUUCCGAGGCAAAGGAAAAAAUGUAAUACCCUUUUACUUUCAAAGAUUAUGUUUUUUUGAGACGGUUAUGAAUAAACCAAUCUGGUGAAUAAACCAAUUAAUUUACAAUAAAGUAAAUUGUUGCUUUUAGAUCUACAAUAUGAAAUUUAAAAGUGAUGUCUCUAUCAGGUUACAGUUAUGUUAUAAAGAAGAACCUAAUCCAUUUUCAAAUGCUGUUAGGUCUCUUGUUUAAUAUCUGACUGUGGUUAAACAUUCAACUGAAUGAUCAGCUGUUCACAUUUAAAUUCACAUCCGAACCGUUAAAAAAAGUUAGUCAGCAUCGCUGAAUCUUUAAAAAAAAUUCUCUCUAAAUUUUCUCUAAAAAAAAUAAAAAAAUAAGAGGUAAGCCUUAAAGGAAAUGAUGUUUUUAGUUGUCAUUUGUCAUUUCGCUAGACCUUAAGUUAUACAAUGCCACCUCAAUCGUAAAAAUUGGUUAAGUAGGACAGCUUAAAAGGAGAUGUAAGCGAGUAAACCCUUAUUGUGUAUAUAGAUGGAUAGAUCCUCGAAUACGCUCUCCGCUAAAUCGGGUAUUCAAGUGAUUCUUAAGGUGACAGAAAAUAAAUGAGGGCUGAAAUUACUGUAUAACCAUGUGAUGAACUAUAUUUUACGUCACACUGCAUUAUUAUGUAGGCUAACCAAUUUAUUAAACAAAUAUAUAUAUAUAUAUUUGUGUACUGUAAAAAAAACAGUUCAGAAUUCAUGCAGACCAUGGUUUUAACAUAUUUUGUGUUAUGAUUAACCCAGAUACUCACAUAGAAAUCAGUCCAUAGGAAUAUUUUACUCACUUGUCCAAGUUAUGCCAUUGAAUUUUUACUAUAAAUUAAUAAUUUUGAAUUAAAAUGGUGUCAUAAGUAUGACAGAUUAAGUAGAGGGGAGCCUUGAGAGAAUGGUUUUAGUUGUAAAACAUUAUUUAUAAAAAACUCAAAAUAUUUUAUACACAUUGUAAGGAACUUGCUAUUGCUACCAUUCAUAACAGAUCUAGGAAUUUCAAGAAUCUAUUUUUGUUGUUAGUAUAAGUUAGUAUUUAAGGAACUGAACUUGUAUUUUAGACAUUUAUGCAUUAAGUAUUUAUUAAUAGGCCUUUGGCAUUUUUUACUGAUACAAUAGAUCUGAUCUGUUACUACCAAAGAAGUAUUUUUAAUAUACAUAAAUUUAGAACUAUUGAAUCUAUAUUGUUUUGUAAUGAUUUUACCGUUUGUGUUCGAGUCUAAUGGUUAUGGUUGUAAUUUGUUGUAUUUAAGUUACGUUUUAAAACUAAAACAAUCAUUCCUGAAUAUUUUAACUUAAUAUAUUUUUUAACUGUUUUGAACUCUCAAACUGUUUUAAAUAUUUUAACUUUUAACAAAGUUCUCUAUGUAUGUUUUAUUUUAACAGUUUAUAUUUAAAUAAAUUUUAUGAUAUCUCUGUUUAUAAUCACAUCCAAUUAUUUUGCAUUGAUUGUUAUUUAUUUUAUUGUCGUUAUUUUAGGUGAUAACUAAACAGUAUAAGGUAAUACCAUAGAUUAAACAUACUUCCUUAGUAGAUUUCUCAUCCUUAUGGAACAGCUGAAGACAAUUUAAUCGUUAGUUCUGUACGGUUUAUGUAGAGGUUGUGUUUUGUUUACUAUUUGUUUCCCGUUAUUACAGUAAUUUAAAACCUCGUUUAACCAAAUAAUACGAUCUAAUCAUAAACAAUGAAUUUUCCCCUUUUUAUAUAACCAAACAGUGAAGCACAAAUCAAGAAAUUAACCCUAAAAUAAUAUAAACAAAAUUUUGUUGACACUAGUGCCCAGUGACACCGUACAUGAACUAGACCUGAAAAACGUGCUUCAAAAUUUACAAUGGGAUGAGAAGUCUACUUGUGUUGGUUAGUCAAUGGUAAUACAUCUAAGUAAGUAGCAUACCUAUUGUAUUUAUUUGAAUAACAAUUAUUUUAGGAUUUCAAGGCACAAUUAUUAUUUUUAUUUGCGCACAAUCAUGUUAAUUACAGUAUAAUCAUAAUAGUUACCUUCCUAACUAACCUCUGUAAUAAUUAGUACACUUAUUUAUACAAUGAUAAUUGAAAGUAUGAUGUUUAACUAGCUUAUUCGAAAGAUAUAAGAUUUUCUUGUCAUAUGGAUGAACCUUUCUUUUUAUAUUUUACCAGUUAGUAAACAAACUACUUUGUAAAGCAUUGUACCCGCAAAUCACUAGCUAUCACAGAAACUGGAUGUA